Molecule: messenger RNA, 282 nt
Organism: Cladophialophora psammophila CBS 110553
Lineage: Eukaryota; Fungi; Ascomycota; Eurotiomycetes; Chaetothyriales; Herpotrichiellaceae
Exons: 1
Coding region: 1-282 (93 amino acids)
Source: RefSeq, a predicted model, not a curated record
AUGGCCGACUUGGAAAAAGCCCAAGGAGUGCCCGAAAAGAUUUUAGAGGAAGCUGCAAGCGUCCUUGGGCUUGAUCUCGAAGCGACUAUUGCACGCUGCGCUCUUGAGCCGCUCUAUAAGGCGUCCUCCGAGACACAUGGGUUUAAAGAGCAAUGGGUCCUGCGCUGGCUCUUGAAGAAGCUAGCUGUUGCGGACAAGUCGAAGAAUGGAGAAGGCAAAGUUGGCGACUCUCAGCGAAGGUGCGACACAUCCGUCUUGAAGCGUCAACUGGACAGGAUCUAA